This is a messenger RNA of Rotaria sp. Silwood2, 435 nucleotides long. Lineage: Eukaryota; Metazoa; Rotifera; Eurotatoria; Philodinida; Philodinidae. The record is from the annotation of a GenBank genome assembly.
AUGAAUUUGAAUACAAAUCGUGAUGAUUACAGUUCAAUGAGUACAUUAUCAUAUGUUCGAUAUUCACAAGAUAAUUUAGCAAGUCAUUCAAGAUAUGAUACAAGUGAACAAUCUUCAUCACAUUUAGUGAGUUCACUAGAUAACUAUGUAACUAUUGAUGCAAGUCGCGUACGAGCACAUGGAGAUGGUUUAUUACGUGCCUUUCGAAAUAAAAAGGCUACAUUUACAGUAGACACAAGCGACGGUGGUAAAGCUAUGUUAAAGGUAAGUGUAUUUGGUGCGAAAUCUCCAUGUGAAGAAGUAUUUAUUAAACAUAUUGGAAAUAAUCUAUAUAAUGUUCAAUAUACUCUUCGAGAAAAAGGUGAACAUAUAGUGGUUGUUAAAUGGGGUGAUCAACCUAUUCCAGACUCUCUAUGGCAUAUUGAAGUUGUUUAA